AAGCCUCCUCCGGAGUUGGACUUGGGGACUUAGAUUUAGGAACCCAUGUUUGCAAAGUCGUCUCUAUCUCUCUGGUUCUCCUCCAGUUGAGUUCCGACCUACUCUCCUUUCGACUCACUCUCAUACCUCUCUCUGGCCGUCAAUGGCGGCUUCACUUCCCUCCAACGGAUCAACCCUAAGGGACGCAUUUGGAAAUGUUCUUUCCUUCUUCAUUCUCAUCUUGAUCGGCGUCCUAGCAUUCUCAAUUCGCCUUUUCUCUGUGAUAAAGUAUGAGAGUGUUAUUCAUGAAUUUGAUCCUUAUUUCAAUUACAGAGUUACACAGUAUCUUUCAAAGAUGGGAAUUUAUGAAUUUUGGAACUGGUUUGAUGAUCGGACCUGGUAUCCCCUAGGACGAGUAAUUGGUGGAACUGUUUAUCCUGGUCUCACAUUAACUGCAGGCACAUUAUGGCGGGUAUUAAAUGCCUUGAACAUUCCUUUGUCUGUGGAAACUGUUUGUGUAUUCACUGCACCCGUAUUCUCUGCUUUUGCUUCAUGGGCAACUUACCUGUUAACAAAGGAAGUUAAAGGUGCUGGUGCUGGACUGACAGCUGCUGCUCUUUUGGCCAUGGUUCCAUCAUAUAUAUCGCGUUCUGUAGCUGGCAGCUAUGACAAUGAAGCUGUCGCAAUAUUUGCUCUGAUCUUCACUUUCUAUCUUUAUUUAAAGACAUUGAAUACGGGAUCCCUUUUCUAUGCCACUUUAAAUGCCAUUGCAUAUUUCUACAUGGUUUGCUCUUGGGGAGGCUACACAUUUAUUAUUAAUCUUAUUCCGAUGCAUGCACUUUUGUGCAUUGUAACUGGACGCUAUUCUUCUCGAUUGUACAUUGCAUAUGCUCCUUUUGUUGUUUUGGGAACAUUAUUGGCUGCACUGGUGCCAGUGGUUGGAUUUAAUGCCGUGAUGACAUCAGAGCAUUUUGCAUCAUUUUUGGUUUUCAUCAUUAUCCAUGUGGUGGCCCUUGUUUAUUAUAUCAAAGGAAUUCUCUCCCAAAAAAUGUUUAAAGUAGCUGUCACUCUCGUAGUAUCUAUUGGGCUGGCAGUUUGCUGUGCAGUCAUUGCGGUUCUUGUAGCUCUUGUUGCUUCCAGCCCAACCAAGGGGUGGAGUGGGCGUAGUUUGAGUCUUCUAGAUCCAACUUAUGCAAGCAAGUACAUACCAAUAAUUGCUAGUGUUAGUGAGCACCAACCACCUACUUGGCCUUCUUACUUCAUGGACAUCAACGUUUUGGCAUUUCUGGUUCCAGCUGGUAUUAUUGCAUGCUUUUCACCAUUAUCUGAUGCUAGCUCAUUUGUUGUCCUCUACAUUGCUACAGCAGUGUACUUCUCUGGAGUUAUGGUCCGUCUUAUGCUUGUACUUGCUCCAGCAGCAUGCAUUAUGUCUGGAAUUGCACUUUCUCAAGCCUUUGAAGUUUUUACUCGGUCUAUUAAGUUUCAGAUGCCUGGAGAAGCGCCAGAUGCACAAGAAGUGGGAGAUACCAUAUCUGAUGGUGUUGUAGCACAACAUGAUGCGGUGAAGCCUGAAAAAAGUGAAGAUACAGUUAAAGAACGUCCUUCAAAAAAGAAUAGAAAGAAGGAAAGGGAACCAGUUGAAAAGCCUUCCUUCAAGUCCCAAAUUCGUAAAAGGCUGCUAGUUUUACCUUUUGCAACAUCUAUUAUUGCUCUUUUCUUACUUGUUUUGCUGGGCGCCUUUUAUGUGGUUCAUUGCGUCUGGGCAGCUGCAGAAGCUUAUUCAGCUCCUUCUAUUGUUUUAACUUCUCACUCCCGUGAUGGUCUCCAUGUUUUUGAUGACUUUAGAGAAGCUUAUGCAUGGUUAAGCCACAACACUGAGGCUGAUGAUAAAGUUGCAUCAUGGUGGGACUAUGGCUAUCAAACUACUGCAAUGGCUAAUCGGACUGUCAUUGUUGACAACAAUACCUGGAACAAUACCCAUAUUGCAACUGUUGGUACUGCAAUGUCUUCUCCUGAAAAGGCAGCCUGGGAAAUUUUCAACUCCUUGGAUGUAAAAUAUGUGCUUGUUGUCUUUGGAGGUCUUGUUGGGUACCCAAGUGAUGAUAUCAAUAAGUUCUUGUGGAUGGUUCGUAUAGGAGGCGGUGUAUUUCCUCAUAUCAAGGAACCGGAUUACCUAAGAGAUGGCCAAUAUCGUAUUGAUUCUCAGGCCACUCCAACAAUGCUAAAUUGUCUCAUGUACAAACUCUCGUAUUACAGGUUCGUGGAGACAGAUGGGAAAGGGUUUGAUCGGGUGAGGCAGACAGAAAUUGGGAAGAAAUAUUUUAAACUUUCGCAUUUUGAAGAGGUAUUCACCACUCACCAUUGGAUGGUGAGAAUCUACAAAUUGAAACCUCCAAAGAACAGAAUGAGGGGAAAAACCAAAAAAUUAAAGACGAAAUCCAGCUCAACCACCAGUUCAAAAAGAAAAGGAACAAAAAAGAGAAAUCCGUGGCACUGAAAUAUCAGCUGACGACGAUGGGAUCACGUUCAAAAAGCAUGUAAGCUACAUAUAUAAUUGACAACCUUGGCAGGUACCUUUUGAGGCAUAGCGAUAAUUUUCUUGCGGACGGCGAAAUUUUGUAGUCUAAUCAUAUAUAUUUUUCCCUCCUUAUAUAUGACACAUUUUAACAGGAUCUAAUUGAAAUAUCAAGCCGAUAGAUUUUUUUUACGCAC
Molecule: messenger RNA, 2691 nt
Organism: Benincasa hispida (wax gourd)
Lineage: Eukaryota; Viridiplantae; Streptophyta; Magnoliopsida; Cucurbitales; Cucurbitaceae
Gene: STT3A
Product: staurosporin and temperature sensitive 3-like A
Cellular component (GO): membrane
Molecular function (GO): oligosaccharyl transferase activity
Source: RefSeq, a predicted model, not a curated record